Magnolia sinica is the source of this 1573-nucleotide messenger RNA. Its product is annotated as tryptamine hydroxycinnamoyltransferase 2-like. The transcript has a single exon. NCBI's taxonomy places the organism in Eukaryota, Viridiplantae, Streptophyta, Magnoliopsida, Magnoliales, Magnoliaceae. The coding region runs from base 40 to 1332 and encodes 430 amino acids. The record is from RefSeq and is a predicted model, not a curated record. Gene Ontology annotation, molecular function: acyltransferase activity, transferring groups other than amino-acyl groups.
UCAUUGUAAAGCACGAAAACGAAAGCUUGAACUCAAAAAAUGGAAGUUCAUCUAGUGAGUUCCACAGUCAUUCCCCAAGUAUUUCCUCCCACUGAAAUUACGAAAACACCCCUCACCGUCUUCGACAUGCUGGCACCAAACAUGCAGGUGAAUGUGUUAUACGCCUUCACUCCACCGACGCCGACCAACACUGCUUUGAAAGAUGGCUUAAAGAAGGCUCUAGAGAUCUUUCCUACUCUAGCAGGCGAGCUCGUAGAUAAUGGUGAUGGUUCUCGUCCAUAUGUUUCAGUGGGAGGCAAUGGUGGAGGUGUUCUAGUGGUGGAGACGAACGUGGCAUCGGAAUUAGUAGAUAUUUUACCACUCAAGACCGUGCCGGAGAUGGUGCUGUUGCACCCUUCCAUGGACAAUGCCCAACACUUACUUCAAAUACAACUCAACCGCUUUUCAUGCGGCGGUCUAGUGAUUGGCAUAACAAAUCACCAUCGAGUGGCUGAUGGUAAAUCGAUGAGCUCUUUCUUUCUCUCAUGGGGGAAGUUGGUUGGUGGGCUCCAGUUAGACAGGUUUCCUGUCUAUGAUCGAACCAUGCUAAUACUCCGGGACCCACCAAGAUGUGAUUAUGAACAUUGGGGGAUCGAUUUUCAGCCACUUCCACUACCACCAUCUUCUCUUCCUUGUACUAUAAAAUCGAAAAAAGUACACAACAUGAUGGUCCACUACAGUGGAGAGUUCAUAUCAAAGAUCAAAGCGCAAAUGCCUCGGAAACAUUCUACAUUUGAGGUUUUGACGGGCCACCUUUGGAAGAACAUAACCAGAGCUCGUGGGCUUGAUCCUGAUACGCUUACUCAGAUAAAUGUGUCCGUGAAUGGACGGCCGAGAUUGCGGCCAGCCGCACCAUCAGAGUACUUCGGCAACAUGGUCCUCAGCGCCUACCCAAGGGCGCAUGUGAAGGAGCUGACUCAAGGGAGCGUCGCCGAUGCAGCACGAUUAGUGCAAGAUGCGGUGGCGUGCACUGGGGACGAGUAUAUGCGGUCGUUGAUCGACUUCGGGGCGAUCAACGGUGGGGAUUUGCUGGUGCCCGUUGCGGAUGUGGAGGGGCCAGUUUUGUGCCCUAACCUGGAAGUUGAUAGCUGGUUAGGGUUUCCUUUCCAUGAAGUGGAUUUUGGGGUUCGUGGGAGCUUUUGUGGUUUUGUUCCUGGGUGGGUCCCAAUGGAAGGUGUAGUGGUCUUGACGUCUUCGUUGAAUGGGGUCGGCAAAGGUGGUGUGGAUGUCGUGAUCAACUUAUUUGACGACGAUGCAUGGUUCUUCAGGCAGAUCUCCCAUUCCUUAGAUUAGUUUGCGGGCACUUGUCACACGUAUGUACGAUCUGAGCCGUUCAUUAGAUUCAUCAUACCGUGGAUAUUGCCUGGCUGAAAGAUCAGUCUACUCCGAUAAUCAGUUCGGCCACACAUGUGCAACGUAAUUGGAUGUCUGUGUGAAUUUACCUUGAUUUCAAUAAGUUUUUCUAGUUCCUCCUACUUGAGCUUUAAUCCUUCUUGUUGCGAUUUUCUUUUAAUACAAUUUAUUAUUUUCAAAA